This is a messenger RNA of Symbiodinium pilosum, 753 nucleotides long. NCBI's taxonomy places the organism in Eukaryota, Dinophyceae, Suessiales, Symbiodiniaceae. The record is from the annotation of a GenBank genome assembly.
AUGGCUGUGGAGAGGUUGGGCCCUGUGCCCUUGGAGUUCCGACUCUUCAACGCCUGCGGCAUUCCAAUUUAUGUGCACAUUUUCCUUGUGGCCUUCUUUGUUUGGCGGCUCUCUGACGAGGAGGCCGCCGCAAAACGGAGCCGUGGCCUGCCAGACUACCGAAAGGCAGCAGAGAUUGCACUGACGUGCUGCGUGAGUUUCGCGAUACUCUUCUUGACGGUUCUUAUUCAUGAGCUUGGCCACUGUGCAGGCGCCAAGCUGGUUGGUGGCCGAGUCUCUCGCAUCCUGCUCUGGCCCCUGGGUGGCCUCGCCUUCUGCAGCAGCGGUGGUGGGGCUAAAGGCGAUCUGGUCGUAGCGCUUGCAGGACCCAUGACCCCUGGACCGCAGUACCUUGCCUGGCUAGUGCUCUACAAGCUGGCAGUCCAAUCGCAGGAUGAGCUGGGCCAUUGGGCGCCCAUGGCACGAGAUCAUCCUCCUUGUGUUCAACCUACUGGUGCCGGUGUACCCGCUGGAUUGCUCACAGGUGAUCAUCUCACUCUGUCGUCUCUGUGGUGCUUCCCGCCGCAGUGCUGCCUACUUCAUGGUAGUGCUCUCCUUGCUCUGCAUAGCCGUACUUCUGGCUUCCAUGGCGGGAGCCCUUCAUCUGCCCAUGCUUUCCCUGGGCUUCAGUGGCUUCAACCUUCUCUUAAUGUUCUGGCUGGCAUUCCAGACUUAUCAGCUCUACAGCAGAAUAUCGGCCCACACAGAGGAUGA